UUUUUAUUGUUUAAAACAAAAUAAAUAAGUGCAGAGAAUGAAAUUGCUCACAUCACCGUAUGUUUUCAAUGGUAAAAUUAACGGAGGAAACCGUUUAUUUUGGUCUGAUGAUAAUUUGAUAUCAAUCAUGGGUAGUGAAUUCCUUUACGUAUUCGAUGCUGAUAUUCUUUUACAAAGGAACUAUAAAGAGAAAAUUCCAUUAAAUGAAAGAUUACAUAAUUUUCCAAUCAAUUUCCCAUAUGUUAUAAAUCUUUCAAUUAAAACUAUUCAAAAUAAUACAUGUGAUUUAUCGUAUUUACAAAGUGUUAUUUAUGUAUGCUGUAUUAAGGAUAAAACUCUCACGAAUGUUUCAAAUCUUUUUGUUACAGCGCUUCAUUCACAAGUCUUUACUACGAUGUGUGAACAAAAUCAUGGUAAAACUCCCACGGAGAAAUGUGAUUUGUAUGAUACAAAGAACACUUCUCUAAUGAAACAACGAAAGGAACAAAAACAUGAUUUAUGUAAUUCCUUUAAAGAAUCAUCUGAAACCCUUGUUAAAAGAUUACUAAAAAUGACAAAACGAUUUUCUAUUUUUUGUUGGGGCCCAUCUUUAUGUAUUAGAGAAGCUCCUUAUCCUUCACCUACUUUCUUUAUAGGCACUUGUGACGGAUCCUUGUUACAAUUACGUCACAUCGAUUGUCAAAUGAGAGAAACAGUUCUUGUAGCCGAUAUAAAUGAUUAUUUUGAAAAGCAUUUUGAAUACUGGAAAUGCGGCAAGAAACAGCAUGUUUCUAAAACCAUUUGUUCCAAUACAUAUUUACAUGAAUUAUGUAACACCUCCCAAAUGAAUGAUUUUUCUCUUAUUCAAAACAUCUCUGAUAAUUUACAGCAAACUAGUUUUUUUUAUCAUGUUUUGACAAAAUACAAAACUAUAAAUAUAAUAUUUCCAGCAACCGCCAUAAAUAAAACAAAUAAAAUGUUCCAUGGUUCUUUGUGCGCAAUCGCUUUUCGUCAUUUUGUGACUUUGUGGUGGUUGCAGGAAAGCUUGGAUCCGAAGUUAUCUUUGAAUUUCGGCUGCUUAUGUGUUAUUGAAAUCCCUUUACUUUUUGAAGAAGACUGUAUAAUAUCAUGCGUUUUUUCAGAUGUUUUUGAGGACCCUCAGGAAUUUUAUCAUGUUGCUCUUUAUACAGGGAGUGGUUUUGGUGAUAUAACGUCCAUCCAUAUUAGAUUACAAUAUGUUGAGACGCAACCCACAUCUAUGAUACUUGUUAUUGAACGUAUCGUGCAUAUCAAAUAUUGCUCGCAACCAGUUACUUAUCUUUGUGUCAGUCCAAAAGAAAUUAUGAGUGGUAGUAUAUUUUUAUGGCUUAUUGUCGCUUCGUUAAAUCAAAACAUUUUUUGCUGGGUGGAAUCGUUCGAUUUACAAACCAACACUAUUCAGCAAUGUGCACCCUUAACUUAUGUUUCUACUCACGAAUCACCUGUUACCGGUUUAUGCUGUGUUGAUCUUUGUUGUAUGGAUGACAAAAACUUUGUGGUGUCUAUUGAAUCGAUUGGAUUAAAUGCGACAUAUGUGUUAAAUUCUGUCCAACUCCAAAUUUCAACGGAAAAACAAUGUACUAUAGUAAUCCAGGAACACUAUACAUCAUUUUGGAGUUCCGAAAUUGGUUCUUAUUUUUAUGAUGCAUAUCAACUUCUUGUUAACGCAUCCAAAAAAAAAAAAACACUUUUAAAUUCAUCUUUUCAUCUUUCGAAAAGUAGUCAUACCGUAAAAAAAAAUGAAUCAAUCCGUUUAUACGGUUUAGAAUCAAGUCCUCAAAAAGGUGCUCACUGUCUUGUCCAAGAUGUCUCUAGUAUUUACCAAACAGAAACAUGUUAUAAUCUUGUUGGAAUCACUAUUGAAACAUUUAAAUAUCAAAGUAUACUGAACACUGUCCUCAAUUCUUUACUAGUCAAAUGGUUACGACCUUUAAAAAAUGUGAUUCAAAAACUUAUAACAAAACAAGUACCAACUAAUGCAACUUGCGAAGUGUUUAUUUUCAGUCAACUUAAACUGUUUUAUGCUCGUCAGCCGAUGUAUUGGCUCAUGCAUAAACUACAAAUACGAGAAAUUUCGACGUUGAAACAUUUAUACUUAGAGGAACCAUUUUUGGGAUCGGAUUAUGAAAAAGAUACAUUUCUGUUUGAUCCAACUAAAUUUUUUAAAACGUCUUCCAGCUUUUUAAAACCUGAGCAUUUAUCGUUAUAUAAACUUCUUUCUAAAACCUUAGGGAUGUUCCACUUCGAUUUAAAACAUUCCAAAUUUUCAGAAAGUGAUAACGAUUUUGGUUCAAUCUUAUGCUUUUUAUUAUAUCAUUUCAUCUCAUUUUUAAAAAAUUUAGACCCAAAUACUUCGAGCCAAUAUGAUACAAUUUUAAAUUAUUUACUAUACUCACUUACUUCGGCUUUUGACAUUAUAAAAAAUAUUUUAUGUGAAGCAUCAAAACAUUUCACUGAAGAAAAUUUAUUGACCGACAUUAACGAGAAAAAUGCUAAAGAGUUGAAUGAAUUAUUGAAACAAAAAAUAUUAAUGGGUUUCUUCCAUAUUGAAUUAUGCCGAUGUUUGUUAUCUCUUUGGUCUUUAAUGGAACCAGCAUUUGCAUCAACAUGGGACUCCGUUCCAAAUUAUAAUUUAACAUAUCAAAUCAAAAAGUAUUUUUUAUACAGUUGCUUAAACUUAUCUUGCUUUGUACAAAAAAAUACUCAAGUUUCUCAUAAGCAUACCUCGAUCCAAAAUUUAUUAAAGGCUAUCUGUUUAUGUGUAGAAACAAAAGCACCUUUAUGUAGUAGUUGUCUUUACUGCCAUAAAAUUUCCGAAUGUCCUUAUCCAUAUACAAAUUUCUACUGUUCUUCUGAAAAUGGUAUUUCUCAUACUCUUCCUAUAUCCUACUUGACAUUAGAUGCUUGUCGAUCCGUCAUCGGUAAAGCUUGGCAUUGUGCUCUUUGUGGACACACAUUUGAGUUUCCUUUAGCUGAUAGCAAAAUACCUAGUAUUAUACCGUUCCUUCAUAAUGUACCACGCGGUUGUCCUAUUUGUUUUGGCAAUACCCGACAAUCAAACAUUUAUUAAGAAAACAUCUUCACUUAACAAAACCUUAACUUCCACAUCGAGACUACGUGUUUUUUUUAUUUUAGUAUUCUACUUUUAAAACGCAUGUUGAUUUUUGACCUAAUCAUACUCAUAAACAGUUUAAACUUUUUUCUGUAAGCGAUAAGUAUGAAAAUAAGUGACUCCACUCUUUUAGAUUGAAAUUUUUUUUAACGUAUUCUACUGAUUUUUACUUUAAUAAUUCUUUUCUUUUUUUUGUUACAUGAGUAGUUCAUUUUUUUCAAAAAUAAUUAAAAAAACAUUAUCUAAAUAACCAAAACGUUAGCAUUAACAAAAAACUGAGAUAUAUCCAUUCUUCAUGAAAAAAAAAUUACGGCGCAUAUUGCUAUGUUGAAAUGACAAUGACGAUCUGAACAACAAUUUUGCACGCUUUCCAAGGCAUGUAUUAAAAAUAUUAAUAUUGUCGUUUCCUUUAAUUAAUUCACCAAGGCUUCAAGUGAAAAUUCAGAAAAACUCAUAUACCCUUCGCCAGUACUUCUUAGUACAGUGUCUCAUGCAAAAAGUUUAAGAAGUAUAUAGAGGUAUAUCCACAUGCCUUGAUCCAAUUAUAUCAUG
Molecule: messenger RNA, 3682 nt
Organism: Hylaeus volcanicus
Lineage: Eukaryota; Metazoa; Arthropoda; Insecta; Hymenoptera; Colletidae
Exons: 10
Coding region: 38-3088 (1016 amino acids)
Source: RefSeq, a predicted model, not a curated record